AUGAAGCUGUUUCAGUUUCUCGCAUUGGUGGCUUCAAUCUUCGCCUUCACACUGGCCAGCCCUGUGGCAGAUGAGGCCGAAACCCUUCAGUAUGAAUACAUCGUGGUUGGUAGCGGUGCUGGUGGUGGACCUUUGGCUUGUCGACUGGCAAUGGCUGGUCACACAACUCUCCUCAUUGAGUCUGGUAACGACCAGGCCGGAAACAUUAAUAUCUCGGUGCCAGCCUACCAAGGUGUUGUCACCAACGACCCGAAGAUUCGAUGGGAUAUGUUUGUCAAUCACUAUCAAAACCAAUCACGCGCCAUGCUAGAUCCAAAGUUCACUUGGGAGGUUUCACCAUUCGUGUAUCACGUUGGUCCAAACCCUCCCCCAGGUGCUACACCUCUUGGCAUCUUGUAUCCUCGAGCUGGUACCCUUGGCGGUUGUGUUACCCAUAAUGCUCUAAUCUGGAUUACACCACACGCUAGCGACUGGAAUAAUAUUGCAACCAUCACUGGCGACAGCACUUGGGAAGCUACGAACAUGGAUCAGUAUCUCGACAAGGUCUACGAAUGGCUCCCAGUCAAACCAGUAUCUCCAGCCAUCCUUCUUAAUGACUUGAAGCUCGUGCAACAUAUUGCAGGUGCUGCUGAGGUUAUGGGCGAGGGUCCUCCUUUAAUUGGGACAGCAGCCGCCCUCGCGGUAACUUUGACUGUUGAUCCUAACAGCAGAAUAAACCCCAAUCGCGACUCUACUGAAGGAUUAUUCCAAGUUCCACUCACCAUGAAGCUUGGCACCCGUACAUCUGUACGUGAUUUCAUCGACAAUACAGUCGCUUCUGGCUAUCCUCUUACGGUCAGACAAAACUGCCACGUCACAAAGAUCAACUUCGACACCAGCACUCCACCUAUCGCUACUGGUGUCAGCUUCUUGGAUGGUAACUCAUUGUUCCGUGCUAGCCCUCUCAGCGGUGGAACUGGUACUCCCGGAUCUGCUACAGUGACCAAGGAGGUCAUCAUCUCAGCAGGUACCUACAACACUCCUCAACUUCUAAAGUUGAGUGGCAUUGGUCCAGCUGCUGAGCUUGAGAGCUUUGGUAUCCCAGUCAUCAACAAUCUUCCUGGAAUUGGUACGAACAUGCAAGAUCGAUAUGAAAUCCCUGUGAACGUUGUCCAUGGCUCUGACUUCUCCAUUUUGAAUGGAUGCACCUUUGACGGAAAGCCGCAUGACACUUGCUUGACGACUUGGGAGAACAACCCACACGUUUUUGAUGCACGAGGCACAUACGAAUCCGACGGCAUCGCAGCCGCCAUGAUCCAGCGAUCCAACUACGCUGCAAAUACUGACGCUGAUUUGUUCAUCUUCGGUGGACCAGUUGACUUCACCGGAUAUUUCCCAGACUGGAAUGAUGCCAUUGUGUCGGAUCACAAGCACUUUACAUGGGGAACACUUAAGGCACACACUCGCAACACUGCUGGUACCGUGCAGCUACGUUCGGCAAAUGCUCUCGACCCAGCCGUCAUUAACUUCAAUUACUUUGACACCGGAACUACUGCUGGAGGUGCCGAUCAGCUCGACCUCGACGCUAUGGUUCAAGGACUUAAUCAGUCUCGAGCUGCGUACAAGGCAUACAACGACUACGCUAUCCUCGGUGGCGACUCAUUCGUGGAGACCGAACCUGGACCAUCGGUACAAAGUACUGCAGACAUCGAGAACUACAUCAAGGAACGAGCCUGGGGUCAUCAUGCCUCUUGCUCAUGUCCUAUUGGCGCUGACGAUAAUCCGAACGCAGUCCUUGACUCGCAGUUCAGAGUCCGUGGGGUCCAGAACUUGAGGGUUGUCGAUGCGAGUGUUUUCCCAGCCAUUCCGGGAGUCUUCAUUCAAUCACCCAUCAUGAUGGUCAGUGAGAAGGCUGCUGAUGUUAUCCUCAAUGGUUAA
Messenger RNA from Mollisia scopiformis, 1917 nucleotides. Its product is annotated as alcohol oxidase. Gene Ontology annotation, molecular function: flavin adenine dinucleotide binding; oxidoreductase activity, acting on CH-OH group of donors. The transcript has 2 exons. NCBI's taxonomy places the organism in Eukaryota, Fungi, Ascomycota, Leotiomycetes, Helotiales, Mollisiaceae. The coding region runs from base 1 to 1917 and encodes 638 amino acids. The record is from RefSeq and is a predicted model, not a curated record.